Stylonychia lemnae is the source of this 2103-nucleotide messenger RNA. The record is from the annotation of a GenBank genome assembly. Lineage: Eukaryota; Ciliophora; Spirotrichea; Sporadotrichida; Oxytrichidae.
AUGGAUCGAAGAGAAGAUAAUGAAGAGGAUAAUUACUCAGAUUCUGAGAACUCUCCAAGUCAUGAUAGUCCCGGUGCUUACUUCGAUGAUAAGAAUUACUACCAACAUUAAAAAGGCCAUUAUUAGAUGGAGUAGUAGAUUCAGAGAUAAACUUAGUCUAAUAUUAAUAGCAGGCAAUAACUGAUAGAUGAUGAACUUUAGAAUGAACUUAUAAGCAGGAGAUAGCAAUUAGAAUAUUAAAAUCAAAUGAGAUCCACAGUUCCACCAAGUCAAAUUGUAUAAGACAGAAUUUAAAAGCUUUUCAAUGAAACCAAGGAUAUAUAAAAGAGAGUUUAGCAGGACUAGUCUUACCAAAAGUCAGACCGAUAGGAAGAGCAGUAUUAAAAUUUGAAAAAUGAUUACUUUUCAUCUGACCCAAAUAUGGAUCUCAAAGAUAGUUUGAGAUUUGCUGAAACUUAGAUAAAUAGAAUGAAGGAUACAAAUAUCUAACUAACAAAGAGAUAUGAGCAUGCUCAGGAGGAGAUAGAGAAGUCACAUGAUUAAAUUGCUAGAUAAGCCUAGCACAAUCAUAACUUAAAACUUUAAAAUGAACGACUUUAACAAGACUUGGAUGAAUUAGUUAUGCAGAAUUAAAAUUUGCUUUAAAGGCAAUCAGAGGAUGCAAUCUCAUUCGAGAGAAGAAUUGAACACCUAUCAUAGGAAUUAUAGCAGUACAAAAAGAUGAUGAUAUCAAAAGAUGAUAGCUUACGGUAGAUAUAGUUGGCAAAUGAACAACUAAAAGAGAAAAAUUUUUAGUUUGAGAGUGAAAUCUCACUUAAGAUUGAGGAAAUUGAUAAUCUAAGGAAUGAAGCAAGGAAAAAAGAAGAGCUACUUGAUUAGUUCUUUUUGAAUCGAGGUGCAGAGACUGCAUUCAAAAUUGAAAUGGAGUAGUUAAGAGAGGAUAAUAAGAGAUUAAUGAAGCUUCUUAAAUCUACUAAAGAGUAUUAGGAAUUCGCUAAUUAUGUCGAAGAUUCAGGUGGAAACGUUAGAAAUGUUGAGAAGGACUUUGUCACUCAGUAUGAACAGUAAUUACCAGCUGAAGAUGAAAAUUGGGUUCCAUAAGAGGCAUUUACAUUGGCUCACUAAUUUAGAGAGAAAAGUGGCAAUGAACUUACACCUCAACUGGUGAAUUAAUUACUUCAAGAUUUGAACAAGAUUUGGAGGGAGAGAGAAAAAAAGCAGAUAUAAAGAAUCAAGUAAUAGUCUUAAAAUGAAAUCAUCUAACUUAAAAGGUAACUGAGUCAUAGAACUACUUUUGAUGAGGUUCAUGCAAAGAAAAAUAUUUCUAGAUUAAAGAAUAAAUUGCAUACUGUCAAAACUGAGCUCUCCAAGACUUAGGCUGUCAAAGAUAAAGCUAAAUAGCAGCCUGUAGGGAUCGAUUUAGUUGAUAACACCCUCUAAAUCAUAACUUCAAUGCAAUAGCAGAGAAAGCUAAUAGAGUAGGAGAAUUAAGAUUUGAAAGAUAAAUUGAAGAAAUUUGAGAUGAUUAGGGGCAACUAAGAUUAUGAUAAAGCAAAAUAUAUGGAGGGAGCAGUUUGGAUGGGAAAAAGAGUAACCAAUGAAAUUGAGAAAGUGUGCACUUCGAUCGAGAGUAUAAUUGCUGAAUACAAUACCAGAACAGCUGGCGUUACUUUCAACAAUCAACAAAUGAAUAUGUCUAAUUCUUUUGGAAUGAAACAAUAGUAACAGGAUAUUCAAACUGUGCAGAGAGCUCAAAUCUGGCUUCUUGAAGCUGUAAAGCAAUGCACUUUUGAAAUGUAUGAAACUAGCAUUACGAUGCUAGAAUCUGCUGUGUAUCAUAUGGAAGAUGCCUAAAAUAAAUUAGGAGAAGUAGACUUGCUGGGUUCAGUUACCAGAGAUCUAACAAAUUUGAAUAUCAGAACAUCUCAAAAUGACUAAUUAAGGAAUCAGAAUUUAAACCCUAAUUAUAUGAUGAGCACAAAUAAAAGUAGCACAAUGAAAAGACCUCUAGAAAAGCAUUCUUAUACUGAUUAUGAAAAGAGCUAGUCAUCAGAGGGUGACGUAGAGUCAAUGUUUAGAGCUACAGCCAGAUUUUAAUAAUGA